Selaginella moellendorffii is the source of this 1201-nucleotide messenger RNA. Its product is annotated as replication factor C subunit 2. Gene Ontology annotation, cellular component: DNA replication factor C complex; nucleus. Bases 63 to 1139 code for a protein of 358 amino acids. The record is from RefSeq and is a predicted model, not a curated record. Gene Ontology annotation, biological process: DNA repair; DNA-templated DNA replication. NCBI's taxonomy places the organism in Eukaryota, Viridiplantae, Streptophyta, Lycopodiopsida, Selaginellales, Selaginellaceae. The transcript has 11 exons. Gene Ontology annotation, molecular function: ATP hydrolysis activity; DNA clamp loader activity; ATP binding.
ACUGGCUUACCUGGAAUAUUCUACUGACGUUUACAUGCCGAAAAAGCCCUAAACCCUGGGCUAUGGCGCCAUCGCAGCAAUGGGUGGAGAAGUACCGCCCCAAGCAGGUCAAGGAUGUGGCUCACCAGGACGAGGUCGUGCGCACGCUCGCGAAUGCUCUUGAGACGGGGAAUCUGCCGCAUUUGCUCUUCUAUGGGCCGCCUGGGACUGGGAAGACGUCGACUGCGCUGGCGGUAACAAGGGAGCUCUUUGGGCCGCAGCUUUACAAGACCAGAGUUCUCGAGUUGAAUGCCAGUGAUGAUCGAGGAAUAAAUGUGGUGCGAACGAAGAUCAAGGACUUUGCUGCUGUUGCAGUGGGUCGUGGAGUGAGGUACUUCGCUUUUUUCUGGACGAACGAGUUUAUACCUUUGCUUAUGCGACCUCGUCGUUGCUUUUACAGUGACUAUCCUUGUCCGCCUUUCAAAGUUAUCAUCCUAGACGAAGCGGAUUCAAUGACUGAGGAUGCACAGAACGCGUUGAGGCGUACAAUGGAAACUUACUCGAAGGUUACGAGAUUUUGCUUCAUUUGCAACUACAUAAGCAGGAUUAUCGAGCCACUGGCAUCAAGAUGUGCGAAGUUUCGUUUCAAGUCUUUGAACCAAGACGUGAUGCACGGGAGGAUUUUGCAUAUAUGCUCAGAGGAGGGGGUGCAAAUGGGCUCCGAGGCACUGGCUACAUUGAGUCGAGUGUCCGAGGGAGAUCUUCGUCGAGCAAUCACAUAUCUACAGAGCGCUACGAGGCUUUAUGGAUCAUCGAUCACAAGCAAGGAUAUCCUCAGCGUUUCCGGGGUUAUUCCAGAUAACGUGAUCCAGUCCCUCUUGCAAGCCUGUACGAGUGGAGUGUUUGAUCAAGCUCAAAAGGAGGUGACCAACAUCAUAGCCGAAGGCUAUCCUGUCUCACAAAUAUUUUCUCAGGUUUACGAUCACGUUGUCGAAUCGCCUGAGAUAUCGGACGAGCAGAAAGCUAAAAUCUGCCAGAGACUAGCCGAAGCUGACAAGUGUCUUCUCGAUGGAGCAGACGAGUCUUUGCAACUCAUGGACGUGUGCAGCAAUACUAUGCGAGCACUCUGUAACAUGACCCAAGAGUGUAGCUAUGUCUAACUUGAUUUCUCCACUUAACAUGAAUUCUCCCUCGCUGCUGUUUCCAGAGUGAGAUUUGUCUA